AUGGCUCAACAAUUACAAUAGACGUGUCAAAAUCAAAAUUAUUUUAAUGGUUAUAUUUGACGCAGAAUUUGAUUUAAAAAAAAAAGUUGUGAAUUUCAAAAAAAGGUAUUUUGGAGAAAACUAUUUCAUAUUCUUUACCCGCUUUUUCAGCAGAUAGGUUUACAUCUUGUGUCAGGGCAAGUGUCAUGCAACAUGCAUGUUUCGAUAUUUUGUGCUUGGGCUAUUUUCAACGGUGGGACAGGAAAUAUCCUGCAAUUGUAGAGCGGCCCAUUAGCAUUUAAGAAAAACUGGACCCAAACCUUUGGAAAAAGAAGUUACCUUUUACUGUAUAAAUUCAUGCUUCAGAUCUUAUUGUAAUAUAUACUCUAUAUACCAUAUCGACUACAUCAUUAUUGUUGCAAAUGUUUAUAGUGUUAUCAAAAGUAGGCUAUAUUGUAUAUUUAUGCAUUACCACUGCCCUAUAAAAAAGUAAAUUAUUUAACUGUAAACAUGAAAUGAAAAGAGGUGACGCUAAGCCUCCAUAACAAAACCAGCGUGUAUGGAACGAAUGUUUCUUUUGCCGAGUGUUCCGGCGAACACAUUUUCAGGACGGACCUAGCUGCGUUCUCUGAACUAAUCAUUUGGGUGACAGAGUCAGUGUCAAGCUCCGCGGAGAACCAGAGAUGCCCAAAAAGAAAACCGGUGCCCGAAAAAAGGCUGAAAAUCGGAAAGAGCGAGAGAAGCAAAUACGAGCCAACAGGGAACAUGUUGACGUGGCUAAACACCCCUGCAACUCCAACAUGGAAUGUGACAAAUGUCAGAGAAAACAGAAGAACAGGGCUUUCUGUUAUUUCUGUAACUCUGUGCAGAAGCUGCCUGUCUGCGCUCAGUGUGGUAAAAUGAAAUGUAUGAAGUCAUCGGAUUGUGUUGUCAAACAUCCAGGGAUCCACAGCACUGGAAUGGGCAUGGUGGGCGCAGUGUGCGACUUCUGUGAAGCUUGGGUGUGCCAUGGUCGGAAAUGCCUGAGCACUCACGCCUGUUCAUGUCCUUUGACUGAUGCCGACUGCAUCGAGUGUGAGCGCAGUGUCUGGGAUCAUGGAGGGCGAAUCUUCCGCUGUUCCUUCUGUCAGAACUUCUUAUGUGAGGAUGAUCAGUUUGAGCACCAGGCAAGCUGCCAGGUUCUUCAAGCAGAAACAUUCAAAUGUGUUUCCUGUAAUAAACUGGGACAACACUCCUGUCUGCGGUGUAAGGCUUGUUACUGUGAUGAUCACACUAAGAGUAAAGUCUUCAAACAGGAGAAAGGAAAAGGUCCUCCGUGUCCCAAAUGUGGUCACGAGACACAGGAGACCAAAGACCUAAGCAUGUCAACGCGCACCUUGAAGUUUGGUCGACAGGCUGGUGCUGACGAUGACGACGGAUACUACGACGGUGCGUCUGGGUACGAUGCCUACUGGAAGAACGCAGCGUCCGGAGGUGGAGACCAACGAGACGACUACGGAGAAGAUGAUUACUACGAGGAAGACGAGUACGAGGAGGACGAGGAGGAGGAGGAGGAGGAGGAAGGAGAUGAAGAGGGCGAACAAGAAACUGCGUCCGAGUCGCUGGCUGGUCUUAAAUUGGAUGGUGCUGCUGCCUAAGCUGAUGGUGACUGAUGAGCUGGUGCAGCUGGAGCACGUGGUCCUCUAAACCCAAAGGAUCCUCAAGAAUUUAGAUGCACAAUUAAGACUGGAGAUGAAUAUUAAAGCUGAUGUGAUGUUUUAACUUUCCAUAUGUUACUUUGAAAGAGAAAAUAAAAUUUUUUAAACAAUAUUCAAGCAGCUGUAUAGAGACAAAAUGAAUAAAAGACUCAAAUAA
Pelmatolapia mariae (spotted tilapia) is the source of this 1833-nucleotide messenger RNA. RefSeq names its product zinc finger protein 330 (gene noazfp). The transcript has 10 exons. Gene Ontology annotation, molecular function: zinc ion binding. Gene Ontology annotation, cellular component: nucleus. Bases 663 to 1616 code for a protein of 317 amino acids. NCBI's taxonomy places the organism in Eukaryota, Metazoa, Chordata, Actinopteri, Cichliformes, Cichlidae. The record is from RefSeq and is a predicted model, not a curated record.